AAAGGAGCGCGGGUGCAGAGCUGGCCGGAACGGGCUGGUCUGGGCUCGCGGGUGGAACCAUAGCUGAGACCAUCCAUUCCCCUUGUCAUUAGGUAUAAAACAUGAAGUACAGCUUUCCCCACGAAGAAAACAUGGAAGUCAACAGACAUGAGGUACAGUGUUUAAUGAAAGUCUUCAGUACGCUUGUUGCCACUUUUCCUGAGCAACGGAUUGCAGUCGGACUGGAUCGAAACAAGUUCAGGAAUGUUCUGCACACUACAUUUGGAUUGACUGAUGAUAUGAUCACGGACAGAGUUUUUCGUGUAUUUGACAGAGACAAUGAUAGCUUUGUCAACAUGAGGGAAUGGAUUGAAGGAUUAUCGAUAAUUCUCCGUGGGACUUUGGAUGAAAAAAUUAAAUUCUGUUUUGAAGUUUUUGAUCUGAAUGGAGAUGGCUUCAUUUCACGAGAGGAGAUGUUUCACAUGCUCAAAAGUAGCCUAAUCAAACAACCAACAGAAGAAGAUCCUGACGAGGGAGUUAAAGACCUGGUAGAGAUAGCACUGAAAAAGAUGGAUUAUGACCAUGAUAAUAAAGUUUCAUAUGCAGACUUUGAGAAGGCAGUAAAGGUUGACAACCUCUUGUUGGAAGCUUUUGGAUCCUGCCUACCAGAUUCAAAGAGUGCACUUGCAUUUGAAGAACAGGCCUUCAAGAAAAACAAGGACGAUUAAUUUUUGCUGCUGCUUCGUAAGACUCCGCUGUCAUUGUUUUUAUAAUUGUUAACUUAAUUACCGUAGGUCAUGCAUCAAGGAAUUUGUUAAAUUAAGCAUUGUACAAUUGGCUAAGUGUAUUUCUCACUUAUCAACUGUAUAAAAUAAGUCUUCCUGUUGCACCAACUCAAACCUUUCUAUUAGUUACACAAAAUAUGAGGGGUACAAUACUGGAAUGCAAAUUGUUAUUUUUAUAAAACAUCUACAUGUCUUAGUUAAUAAGUAUUUAACAUUGCAAAAUAAAUGUAUAUUUCCAGUUAUCUCAAUUUUUCUUUUAAAAAUUGGAGAAAUAUGAAAAAUUGCAUCGUGUGUGACCACUUUUUGAAAAGCCUUUGAUAAGACAUUUUGUAGAAUUCUGAUAGGAUAUUCCUGAUUGUUCAAAAAUUGUCUUGGAUUUAAAAACGAUAGAAAGAUUCAUGUUUUUAUAUCUUUAAGAAAACCCACUGUACAUUUUAUGUAUAAAAGAUGUAUAAAUUUGAUAUGAC
Hemiscyllium ocellatum (epaulette shark) is the source of this 1231-nucleotide messenger RNA. It is a transcript of the gene clxn, whose product is annotated as calaxin. The coding region runs from base 102 to 707 and encodes 201 amino acids. The transcript has 6 exons. The record is from RefSeq and is a predicted model, not a curated record. Lineage: Eukaryota; Metazoa; Chordata; Chondrichthyes; Orectolobiformes; Hemiscylliidae. Gene Ontology annotation, molecular function: calcium ion binding.